This is a messenger RNA of Mitosporidium daphniae, 996 nucleotides long. RefSeq lists its product as uncharacterized. Lineage: Eukaryota; Fungi; Microsporidia. The transcript has 2 exons. The record is from RefSeq and is a predicted model, not a curated record. Bases 1 to 996 code for a protein of 331 amino acids.
AUGACUAAAGCAUCCAGAAAACCAUCAGCCGGUCAAACGGCGUUGUCAAGCAGUGAUGCGGAAAAUACAGCUGGUGCGGGUGCCGGCACUUCCAGCAACCAUGUAUUUUUUACACAAGAGGCCGUACAUGCACUGAAGAAUGAAUUUCUAAGCAUUUCAAAAUCUUUUGAAAAUAUUUUCAACAUCCUAUGUUCAAAUGUUGAGUGUGUAUCCCAAACCCCCCUCUCCAACGGCGCCGAGAAAGCCAUAAAAGGUAAUCGGUUAUCUUUACAAUAUGCAGAGGUUUCUUCUACAAGAGAACGGGUGGGCCGUGUCAAUGGAUUUACGAUUUAUUAUUCAGAGGUAAAGCCUAGGCUCGAUAAAGCUCAUGAAGGGCAAAGUUCCAAAGAAAUCUAUAACCAGGCCAUUGAAUUGUGGAAGCAAGAAUCGGAUGAAAAAAAAAGGGCCAUGGAAAUUAACCAGGCUAAAUUCCCCGAAGCGUACAAUGGAGAUCAAAAGAGAAGGAAAAAAAAGUUCCUCCCCACACCGCUCGCAGAAGAAAUCCUGGCAGCCUCGUCUGCCUGCGAGGAGGAAAAGGACCUGGUUUUGGAGAUUAAGGAAUCAGAACUUCAUGAAAUGGAGCCCGUCAUAGAGGAGGCUACAUCCGCAGUUCAGGAAAACGAAUUCCCGGCCAAAAAGAAAUCGUCCAAAAAGAAGGAUAAAUCACAGUCGCAUCAAGAAGAAAUUUCAGCACCAUCGACGGAAAUACUUCAAUUGUCAUCUAUCGAACAUGCGGAUGCUGAGGCUCUAACUGUUUCAAAAUCCAAAAGAAGCAAAACCAGCUCCAAAAACAAGUAUUCUGGAGAAAGCGAUACUCCAUCUGACCGUGAAAAUGUGCCAAAGGAAGCUCCAAAGCCUGCGGAUGCAAAUGUGCUCUCCCAAGAAGAAUGGGAUAUCAUGCAUACUCUGAUGGCCAACAAAAAAUCCAAGAAAAGCAAAUCAGAUACGAAGGAGUAG